This is a messenger RNA of Colletotrichum navitas, 807 nucleotides long. RefSeq names its product SNARE domain-containing protein. The record is from RefSeq and is a predicted model, not a curated record. The transcript is spliced from 2 exons. Gene Ontology annotation, biological process: Golgi to vacuole transport; vesicle fusion; intracellular protein transport. Gene Ontology annotation, cellular component: SNARE complex; endomembrane system; membrane. Lineage: Eukaryota; Fungi; Ascomycota; Sordariomycetes; Glomerellales; Glomerellaceae. Gene Ontology annotation, molecular function: SNARE binding; SNAP receptor activity. The coding region runs from base 1 to 807 and encodes 268 amino acids.
AUGUCCUACGACCAGCUAUCAUCGCUCGAAGCUGGCCGAUCGAGCCGCCAGGGCAACUACUCUGAUGAUCCCGAAUUCAAGCAACUUCAGUCCCAGUUGACCAACAAGAUCUUCAACCUGCGGCGCAAUAUUCAGCAGCUCACCACCGAUGUCAACAUUCUCGGAACGAAGCGCGACACCCCCCGCGUCAGGGAGCGAGUCCACGACCACCUCGAGAAGACUCGGGACCUGUGCAAGGAGAUUGGAGAUGGAGUCAAGAAGCUUCAGACCUGGGACGAUCUGACGAAACAACAAAAGUACGAGCAGUCCAGAAUAUCGACGGACUUCCAGAACGUCCUCCAAGAAUUCCAAGAUAUCCAGAGAAAGGCCCUUGAGAAACAGCGGGCGUCUGUCACAGCCGCGCGCGCGGCAACCGAAGGCGAGGCUGCAGACGCUUCGGCCGGGUCCGGGGAACGCCUCGAGUUACAGCAGCAGCAGGAGGUCAGCCGUCUUGCGUCGCAGGAUGAGGUGGACUUCCAGGAGGCGCUCAUCAUCGAGCGCGAGGAGGAGAUCCGGAACAUCGAACAGGGCGUUGGUGAUCUGAACGUGUUGUUCAGACAGGUCGCGCAGAUUGUGACAGAGCAAGGGGAGCAGCUUACGUCGAUCGCAGACAAUGUAGAAGACGUGCGCGACGAUACCCGCGGCGCCCAGGUUGAGCUUCGCCAGGCAGCAAGGCAUCAAAAGGCAGCCCGAAACAAGGGGUGCUGUCUGAUGUUGAUCCUCGCAGUCAUUCUCACCAUUGUCAUCCUCGCGAUUGUCUUGGACUAG